Jaminaea rosea is the source of this 1611-nucleotide messenger RNA. RefSeq names its product RNA-binding domain-containing protein. Lineage: Eukaryota; Fungi; Basidiomycota; Exobasidiomycetes; Microstromatales. The record is from RefSeq and is a predicted model, not a curated record. Gene Ontology annotation, molecular function: RNA binding. The coding region runs from base 145 to 1431 and encodes 428 amino acids. The transcript is spliced from 2 exons.
CGCUGCUCACGGCUGUUCGCAUACUGCUGAGUGCUAUGGCUCGACCGCUGAAAGGACUUCGAUGCCCACCUUCGCCCGCGGUCCUUGCUGACUCUUCAUCUCUUCUCCGUCUCGUUGGCAGCCUUGACCCCUCUGCCCCCGCACAUGCCCCCACCGACCCGCCCCCCAUCCUCAGGCCCCGAUCGUCGAAAAAGAGGCAGCGACCUUGGCAUCGGCUCAGGUCGACGCACGCAACAGGGGUCCUCUCACAUCGACCGCGAGGACCCACGCACGGCCGAGGAAAAGCCUUGCCGCGCCCUGUUCAUCCGCAACAUCGACAACGGUGUUGAUCCCGAGCACAUUCGCGGCACCUUUGCCCAGUACGGCGAGAUCAAGCUCUUCUACGAGCAGGUCAGCAAGCGGGGCAUCUGUUUCGUUACCUACUUUGAUCUGAGGGGCGCGACGCUAGCCAAGGACUCGUGUCAUGCUCUCGAGUUCAAUGGACGCAAGGUCGACGUCCACUAUUCCCUCCCUCGAGACGCGGACACCUCGAAGCGCUGCGAUAGGGAACAAAAUCAAGGUACCCUCUUCCUCUUACUCAAGCGUCAUCCUCGCACUCUUACGGACGAUGACUUCCGCAGUAUUUUCGGCCCCUUUGGCGACAUCAAGUCCAUUCGUCGCUACAAGGACCAGAAGAAUGCCCGCUUCCUCGAAUUCUUCGAUAGCCGUGCCUGCUUGGCAGCAAAUGAUACGCUAGGCGGCAAGGAGUGGACGGAUGGCGUCGAGUGGGGACAGUGGGACGUCAAAUUUGCUUGGGAUGCGGCAAUGGUAGGCAAGAGUGAUAGGGACCAUGCUGGAGGGCCGCCGCCGCCGCCGCCCGGCAUGGGUGCAAUGGGACCGCCAAGACCACCGCCGCCGCCGCCGCAGCAACAGGGUGGCAUGAUGAGACCUCCCCCUCCAAGACCUCCUCCGCCUGCCUCUGCGCCGUAUGGCCCACCUCCGCCUACCCAUGCCUAUGGGGCGCCGCCUCCGCCACAGCAAGCGCCGUCGACUUAUGGGACCAAUCCCUACGCAGCGCCACCGCCAGCAGCGCACCACUCACCACCGCCAGCAGCAAAGGAGGAGUCGCGACUAGAGCAGGCUCAGAAGGUGCAGGCGCUCCUCGCCAGCUUGGGCGGCAGCGGCGGUGGAGGAGCGAAUGGAGGCGCUCCACCUUCUCCAUCCCCAGCGGGACGAGCAGGGUCCUUUGCCACACCCACGCCCACCCCUCCUCCCUCGGCCAGCCUGCCGCCGAAUCUGGCGUCGCUUUUGGCUGGGAUGGGUGCACAGGGCAGCUCACCGCAGCAGCAACAGCAGCAGCAGCAGCAGGGCUCUUCAUCGGCUCACGAAGCGCAGCAGAGCAUCUCGGCGAUGCUGAGCCUGUUGCAGAAGCAGCAGGGCCAAGGGCAGUGACCGUGACCGUGAGAAGCGCUGUUGUGCCUGUCUCGAAGUGGGCCUGCUGAGACAGGGGAGGUGCUUGGUAGAGGCAGAUCGGUCGAGAUGGAGAUAGGGACGAGAACUGGACCAUGGACAGAGCGCAGCACUGUACGCUAAUGAAUGUCACACGCUCUCAAUGCACACGAUGCCCUGCCC